Molecule: messenger RNA, 1285 nt
Organism: Maniola jurtina (meadow brown)
Lineage: Eukaryota; Metazoa; Arthropoda; Insecta; Lepidoptera; Nymphalidae
Product: beta-1,3-galactosyltransferase 5-like
Exons: 3
Coding region: 182-1249 (355 amino acids)
Cellular component (GO): membrane
Molecular function (GO): hexosyltransferase activity
Source: RefSeq, a predicted model, not a curated record
CAAUUGGACAAAUGUGAAAUGUCACUUUAGUAAACAGCAAAAUGGAGUUUCUAAUUAAAAAUAUUUACUUUAAGAAAUAGGAAUGUAUCUACAAAAUAUACUUAAUAAAAUGCAUUCACUAUGCCAGUGAAGGAAAUAAAAGAGAUCACCGACGAGGAAUCUCAAAGUGGAAAACUCAAAAAUGACCAGAAAAGUGGUAUACUUAAUUGUAAUCGCUUUACUGUCAUUAUUAAUAUGGAUUUAUCGUAGUUCGAAUUUGGAAUUCAGCAAUACAGUACUGCUAUUAACGCAAAAUAAUGUUAUAAAAAAUACAUUGAUACAACCACACAAUUCAACAUGUAACCAAUCACCAUUCAUUGUGAUAAUUGUGACAUCCUAUGUAGGGCAUGUGGAAUUAAGGAGUGCCCACAGGAGGGCAAUGCCCUCUGCAUAUCUUUCAUCACUUAAUAUUACAAGGGUAUUCUUAUUGGCAAGGAUACCUAAAAAUGAAAGAUAUAUAACACAAGAUGCUAUCAAUAAUGAAAGUAUUAUAUUUGGUGACAUACUACAAGGUUCAUUCUAUGAGAACUAUAGAAAUCUGACAUACAAACAUCUUAUGGGAUUGAAAUGGGCAUCCUCACAGUGCCAGAAAGCAUCUUUUAUACUAAAAGUUGAUGAUGAUACUGUGUUCAACAUAAAUAAGACUUAUGAAUUCCUUAAGAAAAUACCAAUUACUGACGGAAAUGAUUUAAUCAUGGGAUAUAUUUUGAAUAAUACGAAACCAAGAAGAAAUGAACAGAACAAGUGGUAUGUCACAUGGGAGGAAUAUCCUAGAAGUGUAUACCCUCCCUAUUUAUCAGGCUGGUACUACAUAGUCAGUCCAAAAAUUGCAGCUAUGAUAUCUGAUGAAGCAAUCUAUCAUCCAUUUUUUUGGAUAGAUGACAUUUUUGUAACUGGUCUACUUACUGAAUCUCUGGGUAUAAAAUUAAGACAGCUACCGCAAGAUUACUGGCUUGAAUACUAUGAACUUAUGGAAUGUUGCCUUCGUGAUAUGAUAAAGAAGUCAAUAAAGUGUGAUUAUGUUGUUGGGCCAAAUGGUGGAAGAAAUAAUUUGAUAGUAGAAUUUAACGAAGCUUUUGCCAACUGUCAGAAAUGGGGUAACUGUACUAGUAGGGCACAUGCAAAUGACUUGAAGAAAGGAUGUGUUAUGUUUAGAGACCGAACUAUAUUUAGUGAUGGACAAGCAGAAAUACAGCAUAUUAACUUAUAAUCUAUUUUCAGGGUUCCAUAUUAUAUCCAAAUGAAA